AUGAAAUGGGGAAUUGAUUUUAUUGGCACCAUAAAUCCACCUUCAAGUGUUGGGCAUAGGUGGGUUAUUACUGCUACUGACUAUUUUACAAGAUGGACUGAAGCAGUGGCUCUGAAAGAAUCCAAUGAAUCAGCUAGUUUGAAUUUCUAUGAUGAUUUAGUAACUAGAUUUGGGGUUCCUGAAUCUAUCAUAUCUGAUAAUGCUUUGGUUUUUGUUGGUUUAAGGGUGAGUGACUCGGCAGUUAAAAAUGGCAUCUAUUUGAACACAUCCUCUAAUUAUUACCUACAGGGUAAUGGUUUGGCGGAAUCAACUAAUGAGAACCUAAUAAGGAUUAUCAAGAGGACUCUGCAGGAUAAUCAGAGGGAUUGGCACAAUAAGUUGAAAUCUUCUUUGUGGGUAGAUAAAAUUACUCAUAAAACAUCCAUUGGUAUCUCACCCUAUAAGAUGGUAUAUGGUAAAGAGGCAAGGCUUCCGAUUUCUACUGAGCUUCCUUUACUUGAUCUUGCGAAUGCUCUAGGCAGUUUUGAAGCAAAUGAUCCUAUGGAGGUGAGGUAUUUUGAGUUAUUAGAGUUGAAGUAA
Messenger RNA from Cryptomeria japonica (Japanese cedar), 579 nucleotides. RefSeq lists its product as uncharacterized. Gene Ontology annotation, molecular function: nucleic acid binding. Gene Ontology annotation, biological process: DNA integration. Bases 1 to 579 code for a protein of 192 amino acids. The transcript has a single exon. The record is from RefSeq and is a predicted model, not a curated record. NCBI's taxonomy places the organism in Eukaryota, Viridiplantae, Streptophyta, Pinopsida, Cupressales, Cupressaceae.